Raphanus sativus (radish) is the source of this 1697-nucleotide messenger RNA. RefSeq names its product transcription initiation factor TFIID subunit 8. The coding region runs from base 365 to 1495 and encodes 376 amino acids. Gene Ontology annotation, cellular component: transcription factor TFIID complex. NCBI's taxonomy places the organism in Eukaryota, Viridiplantae, Streptophyta, Magnoliopsida, Brassicales, Brassicaceae. The record is from RefSeq and is a predicted model, not a curated record. The transcript is spliced from 2 exons. Gene Ontology annotation, molecular function: protein heterodimerization activity.
ACUCUCUCAAUAUAAUCUCUCUCUCUCUGGAUCGAGAGGUUUAAGCUGGGUUUAAUCGCACUCGUAUACCUAAGAUUUGGCGCCUUCCCCCUCUUCAAUUGGGUUUCUUGUUGCCUCCGCAAAAACCAUACACCUCUCCUAAUUUCGCCAAUUCGCUAGGGUUUUGUUCCGACUCUCUCUUGGUCCUUCGUCCGUGUUUGAUUCUGCUGCUUCCGGGGGUUUAACGGAGGGGGAAGGCUUCUUCUCCGGUACCGAGAGGAGAAGUCGUGUGUGUGUGUGUUGGAGGGGGAAUGAGUUAAACAACUUUGAUUCAAGAGGAUGGUUCUACAUGUUACUCUGUGCAAAGCUUUAAGAAAGGUUGAACAUGACCAAUGGAGGAGGAGGUGGGGAGGGUGGAGGAAGUGGGAAAGGGAAUCUCUUUCGCGGCAGUGAUUUCGCCUACGCUCUCGCUAGGAUGGCCGUGGCGCAGAUAUGCGAGGGCGUGGAGCUCAGCUCUUAUCAGGAGUCGCAUCAUGGACGCGAAGGUGCGAGGUUUAGUUCUUUUCAGGAGACUGCGCUCGAGAGACUGACCGAGGUAGCGAUACAGUACAUUCAAAGCGUUGGGAAGACGACGCAGUUCUAUGCUAAUAUGGCUGGUAGAGUAGAAGGUAAUGCUAUGGACAUUGUUCAAGCGCUGGAGGAUUUGGGAUCUGGAUUGGGUUUCAGCGGUGCUCCUGAUGUUGAGCAUUGUCUUGCUGAGUCCGGUGUGGUCAAGGAUAUUGUACGUUAUACGUUUGAAGCGGAGGAGGUGCCUUUUGUUUACUCUCUUCCUCGUUUCCCUUUUAACAGAGGAAAAAGACCUGCUCCUAGCUUUGCUGAGGUUGGAGCCGAGCUACCAGAUGAGCAUAUUCCAGCUUGGCUUCCUGCUUUUCCCCAAACCAAAAUGUGUAGCGGGUUGGAGGAGGCUAGCGUUGACAAAAUACAAGGUGAGGUGCAAAGUAAUGGGAACGGACUGUCUUUGCCGAGCUUGCAGCAGUCUGUUGAUGUUGAUAGGCUAAAAGUUCAGAAAUCCAUGGAUCAAAAGGAUGUUGAGAAACCAUCAGAGGAGCCGGAAUGUAACCCGUUCCUUGCUGCACCAGUUUGGGUUGGAGAGAAGAACGUGCCACGUGUGUUUUGCCCGUCACAGCUUACUAAUGAAGAAGUUAGCACUGGUCACGUUCCUGAGAAACAAACCAACAAGAGCCAUCACAUUCCGCCCCUUGAGGCGUAUGCUCCAUCGGGUAUGAUCGUAGACAAGAGCAGAUUAGGUGAAACGGAGGGAGGAGAGAAAAAUGAUGACGGGAGAACACAACGUGCGUUGCUACGUUUCAAGAUUGAGACUCGAAAGGCCCCUGUGCGUUGGACGAUAAAGGAGAGCUUAGAGGAAAAGGGUUGGUUUCUAGAGGAUGGAGACAAGAGGAAGAAAAAUGUAGAACGCGAAGAAAAGCCAGUAACCAUUGACACAAAUGUAAAAUAGGUAUUUUGUCAUUUAGAAUUUGUAGACGGAAUAUCAUUUGCCUCUUGAGUUUAGUGAUAGUUUGCAAUUGAAUACGUGACUCGUUAAGGAAAAGAGAUUUUUACUGAUUCAAACUGCUUGAACAAGGUGUAUGGUCAGCAUCGUUUGUUGUUGAAACAUUCUUUUAUAGCUCCUCAUUCAAGUGAGAAUUGAUUUUCGGUCC